AUGAAGCUCCAUACUGCAGUUAUCCUGGUCAUCUUCUGGCUUGGUGUCUUCACCGUGCACACAGCAAAAGGAAGCGUUGGAAGUCAACCAAUGCGCAAAUUUGCUUGUGUAAAUCUAUCUACACAGAAACUGGACAUCAGACAGCUUGUCAACUACGAAAAGCAACAAGUUCCAUUAAACGCUGUCAUGUUUAUCACUGCAAAAGGUAUCAAGAUCUGUGUACACCCUGAUCAGAAAUGGGUGCAGGUUGCUAUGAAGAGAAUAGACCAAAAACGUACCGCCAAAAAAAAAUAA
Messenger RNA from Cygnus atratus (black swan), 294 nucleotides. RefSeq names its product lymphotactin-like. Gene Ontology annotation, cellular component: extracellular region. NCBI's taxonomy places the organism in Eukaryota, Metazoa, Chordata, Aves, Anseriformes, Anatidae. Gene Ontology annotation, molecular function: chemokine activity; CCR chemokine receptor binding. Bases 1 to 294 code for a protein of 97 amino acids. The record is from RefSeq and is a predicted model, not a curated record. The transcript has 3 exons. Gene Ontology annotation, biological process: cellular response to tumor necrosis factor; cellular response to type II interferon; neutrophil chemotaxis.